AUGGUAUGUGCUGCCAAUCAGUCCGCCAAGCUAUUGGACAUCGUCGAUGAAGGAUCUGAGUGCCUCUUCUGCCGCUGCUGUCAUGCGGGGCGCGUGAAGCCCGACAAAAAGCAGCGUGCUGCCGUCGCCAUGAUGAGUGCCUUCAGCGGCAUGCAGGGUGACGUCUUGGUGGCAUGCCACUUGUUUGUUUGUGGGGUCACGUAUGGUGUGGGCCAAGGUGAAGGGGAGCUUCUCGAGAUGCUUUUGAUUCAGCUAUCGACUCGUGCAAAAGAAGCUGCGCGCUACGAUGCCCUCUUCCCUGUCCUGCAGAUGAUCCACGACCGAUUGGCGCGCUCACAAGCUGAGCCCACCGUGGCCGGAGCUACGCAGCGCAAUUUGCGCAAAGCAAUGUCAAGGAUGAGUUGCCAGCAGAUGAUCUACUUCAUGCAGAAGAACCCCAACCUGGAUUCCGACUUCAUGCAGAAUUUACGGGCCUGCUCGCCUGACUCUCGAAGGGACAACGGCACUGACUUCACCAAGAAGGCGAAGUUGCGCUUUGCGGCCUUCACUGUUCUUGGAUGCCGUCGGCUCGUGUGUAGCCGCAGGGCUGAGUCGAGGCCUUGCUAUCUGGUGCAGUCCAUGCCGGGCAAAGGUGCUGGCGCAGUCGCUGCCCGCCAGAUACUUUCAGGGGAGAUGGUUGCUGAGGAGGCACCUGUGCUGCAAUGGACAGGCGAGGACGAGGAGGAGUUGCAGAGGCUCUUCAACGCUCUUCCGCCAGAUAAGCAGACGGCGGUGAUGGAUUUGCAGGAUAGUUUCGCAGAUUCUGCAUCAGAGAAGACGCUGCUAGGCGUCGCCGGAACAAACUCUUUCCAGAAUGGUCAGCGGCUGGAUGACACUUGGGAUGAGCAGACGGACGAGCGUGUAUUGUAUUUGGAGCUCAGUCGCUUCAACCACUCCUGCAGCCCAAACUGCGAAGGAAGCUGGGAUGAUCGCCUAGGGCUGCUGCAAAUCUACGCCUCUGAGGAUAUUCCACUCGGAGAUGAGCUGUGCGUGUACUACACCGACGUUUGCAAACCUCGGGAUCUGCGACAGGAGAAGCUGCAGUCGCUGGGCUUCACGUGUGCCUGCCCGGUGUGUAGCUCUGCAGACCCUGCGAGUGAUGCACGACGUCGCCGGCUUUGGGAUCUGUCGGAGGAAAUCGCACACUGUGAGGACGCCGAGCAGGCCUUGGACAUGAUCCACGAAACCUUCAAGCUCUCCGAUGAAGAGGGGCUGACCAUCUCCAGCUUCAGAAAGGUGGCGGCCUAUCAGGCUUACACAUUCUGCCUCUCUUUGGGCCGCAUGGAGGAAGCAGGCGCGUGGGCUCAGCAAGCUUAUGAGUUCAGUCUGAAGGGCCAUGGCCCUGUGCAUGCCACAACAAAGAUCCUCCGCCAGCAUGCCAGCCGAUAUCGAAGCUGA
Messenger RNA from Symbiodinium pilosum, 1437 nucleotides. NCBI's taxonomy places the organism in Eukaryota, Dinophyceae, Suessiales, Symbiodiniaceae. The record is from the annotation of a GenBank genome assembly.